Messenger RNA from Carlito syrichta (Philippine tarsier), 1983 nucleotides. It is a transcript of the gene RFX6, whose product is annotated as regulatory factor X6. Gene Ontology annotation, biological process: regulation of transcription by RNA polymerase II. Gene Ontology annotation, molecular function: DNA-binding transcription factor activity, RNA polymerase II-specific; RNA polymerase II cis-regulatory region sequence-specific DNA binding. The record is from RefSeq and is a predicted model, not a curated record. NCBI's taxonomy places the organism in Eukaryota, Metazoa, Chordata, Mammalia, Primates, Tarsiidae. The transcript is spliced from 6 exons. Bases 78 to 1346 code for a protein of 422 amino acids.
GCAAACAAAAUGGAAGAUCGUUAAAGAAGAGGGCUCAAGACUUUCUGCUGAAGUGGAGCUUUUUUGGUGCCCGAGUAAUGCAUAAUCUUACCUUGAACAAUGCAUCCAGCUUUGGUUCUUUUCAUUUGAUUCGAAUGCUUCUUGAUGAAUACAUCCUCCUGGCCAUGGAGACCCAAUUUAAUAAUGACAAAGAGCAGGAGUUACAGAAUUUAUUGGACAAAUAUAUGAAGAAUUCAGAUGCAAGUAAAGCUGCUUUCACUGCUUCUCCAAGUUCGUGCUUUCUGGCCAACCGUAAUAAAGGGAGUUCGGUCUCCAGCGACACUGUGAAGAAUGAAAGUCAUGUGGAAACAACCUAUCUUCCUCUGCCAUCCAAUCAUCCCGGAGGCCUAGCCCCUGCCCUGCACCCAUUCCCUGCUGGGAACACAGAUGACAUGACGCUUGCAGGUCAAAUGGAGCUUUCACAGACUGCUGGUCAUCUGAUGACACCACCCAUAUCUCCAGCCAUGGCAAGCCGAGGAAGUGUCAUUAAUCAAGGACCAAUGGCAGGGAGACCCCCAAGUGUGGGCCCAGUACUGCCAGCUCCAUCACACUGCUCAACAUACCCAGAGCCCAUUUAUCCCACUCUCCCUCAAGCCAACCAUGACUUCUAUGGGACUGGCUCUAACUAUCAGACUGUGUUUAGAGCACAGUCCCACCCUCCAUCAGGACUCUAUCCUCAUCACACUGAACAUGGUCGGUGCAUGGCUUGGACUGAACAACAACUUUCUAGAGACUUCUUCAGUGGCAACUGUGCUGGGUCUCCAUAUAACUCCCGGCCACCUUCCAGCUAUGGACCAUCCUCACAUGCCCAGGAUCCACACACUAUGCAGUUUUUAAAUACAGGAAACUUCAAUUUCCUGAGCAAUACAGGGGCUGCCAGUUGCCAAGGAGCAACAUUGCCUUCUAGUUCACCUAACGGAUACUAUGGAAGCAACAGAAACUAUCCUGAGUCUCACAGACUUGGGUCGAUGGCAAAUCAGCACGUUUCUGUCAUCAGUAGCGUCCGUUCCCUGCCUCCCUACAGUGACAUCCAUGAUCCACUUAACAUUUUAGAUGAUGGUAGUAGAAAACAAACUAGCUCAUUUUAUGCAGACACACCAUCUCCAGGCUCAUGUCGGACUCCGGUACUAGCUUCCAACUUGCAGACCUCAAUUCCUUCUUCCUCAUCCCAGUGUAUGUAUGGAACCUCCAAUCAGUAUCCAGCUCAAGAAACCCUGAAUUCCCAUGGAACCAGCAGUCGAGAAAUGGUGUCUGCUUUACCGCCCAUCAACACUGUGUUCAUGGGAACGGCAGCUGGAGGCACCUAAAUCAACGAUGCUGGGGGAGUGUUGAAACUUUAAAAUCUCUACUGUGCAAAUAUCAUUAUUCACUUAGACUACUAUGAGAGUGAAGAAAACGGAAUAUGUAGUGGCUGAAAUUGUUUUUCAAAUCACUGGUAUUAUGGACAAUGCCAUAGUGAAUGGAGAUACUUGCAGAGUUUGUCUUGCACACAAAUUGCUUAAAAUGUGAGCUCAUGACUAGUAAUCAUAGUUUCAAAAAAUAUCAAAUAAAACCAGUGGAGAUUUGAAGCUACCAAUGUUUCAACUAUGAAGAUUCAAUAGUUCAUUUUUUAAUUAUUAAAAAUUUGUGUGCUUUUUCAUCUCUAAAAAAGAGAAAAGUGUAUUUAAUGUCUUUCUAAUACUUUUAAUUUAUUAUGAUCUCAAAUCAUUGUUUGCUAUCCCUUAUUUGACAAAAAGUCAAAUUGGAUGUUCUACCUCCUGUGGAAAUGUUUACAAUUCCAAUCAGCCUAGACCCAGGUUGCUUGACUUUCUAUUUCUGUGCAUUAGUGUGGUGAUUUCUGGUGCACAGUAGUAUUCAAAGUCUAUGUAACUGAACAGAGGUGAUAAGUGCUGUCUCUUCCUUAUUUAAAAAUGAUAAAAAGAAAUAAAAGAAGCGAUGCAUGGA